This is a messenger RNA of Owenia fusiformis, 2174 nucleotides long. The record is from the annotation of a GenBank genome assembly. Lineage: Eukaryota; Metazoa; Annelida; Polychaeta; Sabellida; Oweniidae.
CUAAAAUUAAAAUCCGAAAUGGAAAAUCUCUCGGAUCCUGUUUUGUUGAAUAUUCUACAGUUUCUGCCAUUACAGAGCAGAAUGACUCUGUCCUGCACUAAUAAAAGAAUGUUGCGUCUCUGUUUUGACAAAAUGUUGACAAGGUGUACAACCUUUAGCGACAACUUCUGUCUAACAGACACCUGUUUCAGAACCUACAUUAAGCAGUGCAAUAAUGGAAAACAUAUCUCCGUCCUUAAUCUAAAUAAUGUUUACUGGAUAGCAAGAAACAAGCUUUUACCUCAGAUUAAGAAAUGCACCAUGCUGCGAGAACUUCAUGUUAAAGGCACUAAAAUCACCCCAAAAGACUUUGAAGCACUGUUGCCAUGUUUUCAAGAAUUGCAAACAUUAGCAUUUUCAUUUGAAAAAAUAUCUGAUCUGAAAAAAGACAAUUUUUCUGACUGCCAAGAAUCACUGUCUCACAUAAAACAGCUUUGUAUUGAAGUUAGCCAUCCUUUCAGAGCGGUUACUGGAACUAUAACAUCAACUUUUAUUGGGUAUGUCAGCACAUUCAUAGAUUGGUGUACAGCUUUGGAAGAGCUCCAUGUAACUGCAGGAAUAUGUCAUAGGAUGAAUGAAGAAUUGUUCCACUUUACAAUUGAUGAAAAUGCAAUGAGCAACUUACGUGUAUACACACACGCAACUGGGCGAGAGAAUAUAACAAUGAACCUCAUAUUCUGUGGGAUCAUGAAACAUCUUGGAAAAUUUAGUUUCAUUUGGAAGAUUUUCCACAUGCGUUCUUUACUUCUUGAAUUGGAAUUAAACCCAGAGUUUGAUAAGGACAGUAAGCAGAUAUUAACAAACAUGGCUCAACUGAAGAGUUUGGACCUCUUAGACAGCUCUAGUGCACACUCCCUUCCAAGCAAUGAUACCACACCCUUGUCAGAUGCUAUAAAUUUACGCUUUCUGAGAUUACAGAAAUGGGGAAUUGAAGCCAAGGAACUUGCUAUUCUGCUAAGUAAUUUGUCCAAGUUGCGUUCUUUGUGUCUAGAGCAAUGCUGCUUUGUCAUGCUAGAAUCGGGGGAUGAAAGAGGAAAACGGCGAGCCAACAUGCAUGGUAUUGAGGCUAUAUCUAAACACUGUCCAAAUCUGGAAUAUCUGAAUCUCAGUGGUAUUUGCAACCCAAAGGAUGAGCAAAUCUUGCCCAUGUCACGAAUCCUCAGUACUCAUGUUCAUAUUACUUUCCCUGAUGUCAUAAGCAAAAUGAAAAAUUUGAGAGGAUUGGCUAUUUCCUUGUGUCACUUGGAUGACAACAGGCCAGCUGAAUGUGCAGUCGUUGAUGAUGCCAAAGAUGAAGACCACAAAUGUGAUACACCAGACAAAGAUGGAAAUUGCCCUAUGCAGGUGAUAGCAGAGGGCUGUCCAAAUAUGGAAGAAUUCGAACUAGUCACAACAUACUUUGAAUCUGCCCUAGCUGAGAAUCAGAUAUCUCCAUCAUCACAGAAAUUCAGAUAUUGUUCUGGUACCAGAAAUGUGUUGGAGCAUGACCUUUCUCAUAUUGCCAAGUGGUAUUAUCUGAAGAAACUCACACUAGGUGCGAUACCAAACAUUGACAAAGGGGACUUUCUGGUGGAGAUCGCGGAACAGUGCCCAUAUAUUCAGGUGCUCUCUCUUGCUUUCAUAGGGAUGACAGGGCACUGCAAGUAUGACGCCUCUCUCAAUAAAGCUCUUCCAUUAAUGAACAAUCUGAAUGAUUUCAGGUUGGAACAGCCCAACUUCCCUCUGAGUUCUGCCUUCUUCAAGGCCCUCGGAAAGUGUAGGGAGUUGAGAAGGUUUUGUUGCAUUGCGAAAAACAGUAAAUUUGUGCCUAAAGAUAUCACUGCCUUCGUUCAAGAGAGCAAACACCUUGCUGUGUUACAACUGCUGACUGGUGCAACUAUUGCAGCCUGUAACGCCCUAGAGAAAGCAGUGAAGAAUAUUGUUUCUCAGACCCGUCCAGGAUUUUGUGUCACCCUGUAUCCUCUGAUGGCAGACCAAGAGAAUCUAAGACAGAAGCUUUACCAAGUGCCUCCUAGACAUUUCAGGGAAUUAACUGUUUUCUCGUCAAAAGUUGCACAAUCUCCUCAAAAUGCAUGGUGGGAUACUUGAAAACUAAGAAGUACAGAGAAAUCUGUUAAGUGGAACACCUCUGUUAG